This is a messenger RNA of Torulaspora globosa, 804 nucleotides long. RefSeq names its product Ber1p (gene BER1). The record is from RefSeq and is a predicted model, not a curated record. Lineage: Eukaryota; Fungi; Ascomycota; Saccharomycetes; Saccharomycetales; Saccharomycetaceae. Gene Ontology annotation, biological process: microtubule-based process. Gene Ontology annotation, cellular component: cytoplasm; nucleus. Bases 1 to 804 code for a protein of 267 amino acids. The transcript has a single exon.
AUGGGCUCUUAUAAGGCUCCGGGUCUGUUUCAGGAUCGUCUCGAUGCUUGCAGAGAUGUAAUAAGAGGUUCUGCCAUGCUUCGCGAAUUACGCGAGGCAUUGGCUCCAUAUGCUGACUCAAUUGACAAAAUACGAUGCCUGGCACUAGGCAGUUUCCAUGAGGAUGUUCCUGCUCGCUACCAACUGGCGUUGCUUUUGGAGAUAGAGAGCUUCCUUCGGGAUGAAGGUAAGAAGACUAUAUCGGUUUCUCUCUAUGAUCCGGUCUUUACUGCAGAUGAUAUCGAGUACAUACACCAGAGAGGUCCUAACUAUACGGUGGAUCAAUCGCCUCCUAACGGGUUCCAAGACGCAAAUUCAAAGCAAAUCCUGUAUUUUCUUCCCCAUGCUCCUCUGGAUCUGACCGAGCAAGUCCUCAUUGCAGAACAACCAAGGCUGCUGUUAGCGAACAAUAUCGUGGAACAUACUGAUAGAUAUACAAAAGCAAGAUUGCACGAGAAAUACCCCAUGCUGAGUAAAUUGUUGCAUGUACUAGAACGGGCCGCAACGGUCCCGGACUCAACUCAAGCCAACGCAGUCGACGUCGAUGAUCAGUUCAAGAGUUUCGUCUCCAAGAAAAAGCGCAGAAAUAAGAAGGUUUUCAAAGAACCUGUUAUAGAUUACGAUUCUGUGAAGUCAUAUUUCAAUAACUGCAGUAUAAUAACAGACUUCCAAGCGGGCGCUCUCUUGCGGGACCAGCCCUGGAUCAACUCCUUCUCGGACUUGACGUUUCAUCAUAUUGCAAGCCCCCCCGAACAGUUAACUUAG